Aspergillus calidoustus is the source of this 939-nucleotide messenger RNA. NCBI's taxonomy places the organism in Eukaryota, Fungi, Ascomycota, Eurotiomycetes, Eurotiales, Aspergillaceae. The record is from the annotation of a GenBank genome assembly.
AUGACUCGAAUCGGCUGGUACGGCCUAGGGUCCAUGGGCCUCGCAAUGGCGACCAAUCUGCAAAAACACCUAGCAACAAAGAGCACGUUGAGUAGUCUCCUUUACUCGAACCGAACUAUGACCCGUGGUGAUCCCCUCAAAGCACUCGGCGCCACUCCCGAGACGAGCUUCUCGGAACUGGUCUCGCAGUGUGGGAUUAUUUUUACCAUGGUCUCCAACGACACUGUCCUCCAAAACCUCAUAACAAGCGUCACAGACUCAAAUCAGCCCCUCAAGGACAAGAUCUUCGUCGACUGCUCAACCGUUCACCCAGAGACCGUGGGCCUGACCGUGGCGAAACUAAAAGAGAAGCAAGCUGAUUUCCUCGCCGCGCCCGUCUUUGGCGGCAACCCGAUUGCUGUGGACGGGAAGCUUGUCUUUGCGAUUGCGGGACCGAAGCGCGCGUCUGAUGUUGUUAAGCCCCUGAUUCAAGAUGUCAUGGGGCGCAAGGUGAUUGAGUGUGGAGAGGAUGCGAGGAAGUCUGCGCUUCUAAAGAUUGCCGGCAAUAUCAUAACCGUCAAUUUGAUGGAAGCCGUGGGCGAAGCUCAGGUCUUUGCUGAGAAGACGGGUCUCGGAACAGGCGCUAUGGAGGAGCUCAUCGGGGAGGCCUUUGGUCCUGUUGCAGGGGGAUACUCGAAACGCCUAACAACUGGAGCAUACGCACCACCACUAGAGUCCCGACCCGGCUUUGGUGUCUCGCUAGCCAUCAAGGACGCCAAUCACGCAUUUGCCAUAGCCAAAGAGAGCAGCGUUGAUCUUCCUGGACUGAGGGUUGCGACUGAGAACAUGGUUGCUGCUCGUGAAUACGGCGGAGAGUGUCUAGACAGCAGCUCGAUGUAUGGGAUUCUUCGGCAAAAGGCCGGGCUGAAGUUUUGGAACCAGAAGAGUCGGCAGGAGUAA